Messenger RNA from Coregonus sp. 'balchen', 2047 nucleotides. The record is from the annotation of a GenBank genome assembly. Lineage: Eukaryota; Metazoa; Chordata; Actinopteri; Salmoniformes; Salmonidae.
GACGUGCCAUUUUGGCUGAAUAAAUUCAAAUUGCGUCUUUUCACAUUGGAAAUAACUGCAUCAAGAGGACCGCUGUGUUUUUCCGGUCCGAGCCAGUCCGAAUUUGAACUUCCGGAACGAUCCGCUUCUGUCUGACGAACAUGGCUGCCUCGUGGGUGCUCAGGAGAUGGUGCACCACCUCUGUAGCAGCAGCAGCAGCACCCAUUAAGGGCACCCGAUGGGAGAGGUUGAAAAAUAGCAAAUUGGGUAAGAAAUCUAUCUAUCUCUUGGUUGCCAUGUUAGCCCACCACGCCUUUACGAACCUGAACUAACUCAUGAUCUUCUUGCUUAGCUAACUGUCUUGCCAAAGUCAUUCAUGAUGUUAGCAGAUUGUGUGACAUUAGCUUCAAACAUACUGUAUCACGUUGUGGCUUUUACAGUAGUUAGAUUUGAAAAUGUACUUCAUACACUUCUAUGUAAAGGCAUUGCUAGCUUUUGAUCCUCCACAGUUGCCCCUGCUUGCAAUCACAGGGUGGAGGAAGGCACGUGACUGAGGUUAUUGCUGUGACCUCUCUCUGAGACAACCCCUGUCAGCUUGGAGAUGGAAGAUGCAAUACCAAUACAAUUGAGUGUUGGCACACAAAACAUAACUGUGUGCAUGCCUCAUUACCAUGUCUAAGAAUGUUGUCUGUUCUGCCUUUGUUUUAGUAAACCACCUAUCUUAUCUCAUGUGAAUGCUGUCUGUCUCUCACAAUUCUCUCCCCUCUCCAUCAGGUGUGUGGUUCAGCGGCAUGUCCAGAGACUACAAGGAGGCGUGUCGUGAGAUUGUGGUGGGUGCGUGGGAGAGGCCAAUCAAAGCUUCCCUCUAUCUGGGCCUCCUUGGUGGAGCCGGCGCCUGCAUCUACACCAACCCAGACGACGCCUCCUUCGAGACCACCGUCCUGGAUAUGGCCAAUCAGCUCGGCCUCCUGACACCGUGGAUACGCAGUGGGACGUCGGAUGGGCACGUGCAGAAGCUGGCGAAGCUUCGUAACGAGGGCAGGUUACGUCACCUCAGCCUGGGCAUGGUCUCACUCACCUACUUUGCCGACUACAACCCGGACGCCAGCCUCUACGAGGCCCAGUGCUCCAAACUCUCUGUCCCCUGGAGGGAGCUCCACACGCGGGUACUGGAUGUGGGCUUUGCGGGCCGCUGGUGGAUCCUGGACCAUAAGAUGAAGGACUAUGAUGUGAACGACGAAGAGUUCAAGCACCUGCCGCCCGCGAUGGCCGCCACAGUGCCCCCUGGUGUCCAGGGGGUGGAGAAGAACGAGAGGCUGCACAAAGAGUCAUGGAUGCCCCUGAAGACGGAGGAGGACGAGGAGAAGGAAAAGGCAUCCGCAGCCACAGAGGAGGAGGGAGGCAUUGUAGAACAGAUAAAGAUGGGCAGUUUAGAUCUUGUAGAAAAAGUAAAGAUGGGCAGUGGAGAUCUUGUUGAAACAAUCAAAAUAAAGACAGGCAUUGUAGCUCAACCACAGGAGCUACCUGACCCAGAACCACAGGAGCUGACACUGACAAAGACUGAGACGGCGACACAGGAGUAGCAGACACAAGCUCAAGCAAAGGCCUAAUGUGUCAUGGACCAAUGGACUCACACUAGCAGGACAAUGAUUGGCGGACACAGUAUCAGGUCAAGGUCAUGAUUGGCAGACAUAAUGAGAUGGCUGAACAAGAAUCUCUGAAUGGAUAUAUUUAUUAGAUUUUGACAAGAUGGUAUGCGAGAGGUGUAAAGUGUGUAUAUGAGUAACUGCUGCACUGUGUAACGUGUUAUAUAGCGCCCAAGCCUAUUAACACUGUGGACUAUAGCCACACAUGACAUGAUGAUAAAGGGUCUCCUUUAUUAAAUAUAUUACUGUUAACAGUUUACUAAUGAUACUUAUUUGAUAUAUAGUGCUCUGUACAGAGAUAUUUUAUGCCAUGGUCAGCAACCUGUUAAAGAGAUUCUCUAAACAGACACUACAAACUUCAACUAACUUAAGAGGAUUCUCCGGUACUUUUUAUAUUAUUUUUAGCCAGUAGUUCUGAAAGU